Molecule: messenger RNA, 1285 nt
Organism: Sipha flava (yellow sugarcane aphid)
Lineage: Eukaryota; Metazoa; Arthropoda; Insecta; Hemiptera; Aphididae
Product: solute carrier family 25 member 44
Exons: 6
Coding region: 165-1148 (327 amino acids)
Biological process (GO): branched-chain amino acid catabolic process
Cellular component (GO): mitochondrion
Molecular function (GO): branched-chain amino acid transmembrane transporter activity
Source: RefSeq, a predicted model, not a curated record
AUACUAACUGCAUUUGAAUUAUUGUAAUCACAUUUAAUCAUUUUACAAUGUUGAUACAAAGGCAAUUGUCUUUAAAUAUUUUUAAAUUUCAUUUUUUAAUGUACAUACUAUUAAACAUUUAGACAUUAAAUUACUAUUAAACUUUUUUUUUUUUUCAAAAAAUAAUGACAGAAACUAAUAAAGGAUUGUCAAAAGUACAUAUCUCAACAAUUGAAUGGGAUAUGAUGGAUAAAACUAAAUUUUUACCUUUAAGUAUGUUAAGUUCAUUUUGUGUACGUUGUUCUCUUUAUCCGCUGACAUUAAUCAAAACAAGACUUCAAAUUCAAAAACAUGGAGAAAUGUAUAAAGGAUUACUGGAUGCAGCUAAUCGUAUUUAUCAUACAGAAGGUAUGUCAGGACUUUAUCGUGGUUUUUGGGUAAGUUCUGCUCAAGUUUUAUCAGGUGCAGCCUAUAUUGGUGCAUAUGAACAAACUAGACAUAUGACAGCUCCAUACUUACAACAAUGGCCUGAAAUUAGAUCAAUGGUCGCUGGAGGUGUAGCAUCUGUUUUUGGUCAAACAAUAAUUGUACCUUUUGACGUAGUUAGUCAACAUUUGAUGAUGCUCGGUUUGUCAACUAACAAUGGAGAGAAGAAUAAAAUUAUAUAUUUUCGUCCACUUGGAAUUCAUUUAGAUAUUUCUAAAUCAAAAUUUCACACCACAUUAGAUAUUACUCGAUGUGUAUAUCAACAAGAUGGUUUUAAAGGGUUUUAUAGAGGAUAUGUUGCUUCAGUUUGUACUUAUGCACCCAAUAGUGCAUUAUGGUGGAGUUUUUAUACAAUAUUUCAAAAACAACUUGAGAAAAAAUGUCCAGUAAAUACUUCACUUUUAUUUUUGCAAAGUAUAUCGGGAGUUUUGGCUGGAUUUACUACAACAUUAAUCACUAAUCCAAUGGACACAAUUAGAGCUCGUUUACAAGUUCAAAGAACUAAUUCUAUCAUUCAGACAUUUAAUGUCCUUUGGAAAGAGGAAGGCGUGUUGAUGUUCACUAAAGGACUUUCUGCUAGAUUAGUCCAGUCAAUUUGUUUUAGUUUUACAAUUAUCUUAGGUUAUGAGAGUAUCAAGAGAGUCAGUGUACUUCAAGAGUAUAAAGAUCAGGUGCGAUGGUAAUAUGGAUCAAAUAAGAAUAUUCCGAUAAGAAUUUUUUUUUUAAUAAACCACUUGAUGACUUCUUAUAUUAUUGAUUCACAUUUGUUAUGUUUACGUUUAUGCUACUAUACAAAUAAAUUAUGACAUAUAGUUUUCAA